GGCGCGAGGCAGUCGUUGCUACGUACAGUGGUUGACCAGCAGUCAAAAAAAUCAUUUUACGAGGCCAGAUACACAGACACACAGACAAAUCACGCAAUGGCUGAUCAGUUGACAGAAGAGCAGAUUGCUGAGUUCAAGGAGGCUUUCUCCCUGUUCGAUAAGGAUGGAGAUGGUACCAUCACCACCAAGGAGUUGGGCACGGUCAUGCGCUCGCUGGGCCAGAACCCCACUGAGGCAGAGCUGCAGGACAUGAUCAACGAGGUGGAUGCUGACGGGAACGGCACGAUCGACUUCCCAGAGUUCCUCACCAUGAUGGCCAGGAAGAUGAAGGACACAGACAGCGAGGAGGAGAUCAGAGAAGCCUUCCGUGUGUUUGACAAGGACGGCAACGGCUACAUCAGUGCUGCUGAGCUGCGUCACGUGAUGACCAACUUGGGGGAGAAGCUGACCGAUGAAGAAGUGGACGAGAUGAUCCGGGAGGCUGACAUUGAUGGAGACGGACAGGUCAACUACGAAGAGUUCGUACAGAUGAUGACAGCGAAAUAGAGCCGGCAGCCGAAAGGACUGAAGCAGACCAAACAGUGGGCCCAAACACCCUCCACUGUCCUCAUCUUCUCCACCUACAGCCCAUGUUCUCUCUCUCUCUCUCUCUCUCUCUCUCUCUCUCUCUCUCUCUCUCUCUCUCUCUGCCUCUCUCUCCUUCUCUUCCUCCUCUCUCCUCCACACCUUCCCAAAGAGCGCCCAGUCUUUUCUGUUCAUCCGUGUUGCUUUUGGUUGCCCCCUUCCAUCUGAUCUCCCCCCACUCCCCAACCUCCUCCUGCUUAAUCUCCUCGUGCCGCUGAUCUCGCUCAGGCCACCAGUGGCCCGGAACCCACCCGCCUCUGGCGCAGAUCCCUCCAGAUCUCCACCAGAAUCAGCCUGCUACAUUUUGGAUUACGUUAGAAUGUUGUUUCAUACAUCAACACAAAAUUGCUUUUAGUAUGUAGGAUUUUCUUUUCUUUUAUUCUUUUUUUUUUUUACAUCCUCCAAAUUGGUUUUAAACAUUUCCCAUAAAGACAGAUGUAACUUGUGCAAUGAUCAAACCUGAAAUAUUUAUAUAUGAAUCUAUACACACAAGCAUAUAAAUAUAUGUAUAGUGGAGGUGUUGAGCAACCAAUAUUUUUCAAGCGUGAUGUACAUGGACAAGAGCAAUGCAUGCUUUAUUAUUAUUCUCUUGUUUCUUUUUUCUCUCUCCAGUAAGCAUGUUUCUGUGCUUUUUUGCCUGCCUGUGAAUUCUCUCCCUCUCUUUCCCUGCCUGUUUGUUCUCUCUCUCUCCGUGCUUCCCUCUCUCUGUCACUCUAAAUACUCUUUGUCACGUUUCCAACUCCCUUCCAAACAGUUCAGACCGCGAUAGACGGACAUGGGUAACUGCACACCUAGCCUGUCCUCUCCCAUCUUUGCCAUCACACUCCCUUGCGUAAUGUCCUAGAGUGUUUCAACGUCAUCUGUUCUUCAGGAGUCCCAAUACAUACAUGUUGCCAUUGGUAAAGGAGGUAUUGGGUGAUUGAACAGAGGUGGUUGGACUUCCAUCCAAGUCAGUGGCAUGUUCUUCGUCAGGGGUGUGAUGAGUGGGGGUCUGUGUGAGCCAGAGCCUCUAUGGGCUCCUCUAUUGGCUCCUCUUGCUCAGACUUCUUCAGGUCCCUCUGAAUCUGACACUGGACCCUUAUCACGUUCUUUGACAUACUGGUGACCCCCCCACCCCCCAACAGAUGGCCUGACAACCCUACAGCAUGCUCUGCCCUUUAAGUCUGUAGCAUGGUGUUGCAUCUCGGUGUCAUAUAAACGGUUAUAGUAGUGGGAUGGCUUUAGUGCUCCCUGCAGAGACAUGCAGUGAUGGCCGUUAACCUGUUGAGUGCUUUUUUACACAGACCCUCCAUUUGCUGCUCCUACUGUAGGUUCACCCUCGUUCUGUACCACUCUCUGAUGCACAGCUUCAGCUUGUGACCAUUCCUUCCUUUUCUCCAAAUUGAUCUGCGAUCAGGCGAUAUUGUCACUCUGGUCCCCAAUGCCAUGUUCUCGCACGCAACUAUACACUUCAAUGGGAUCAUCAUAGAAGCCUGAAAUGACACACAAUACAUGAGUUAACCAAAAUGCUUAUUUUAGUCAUACAGGAUCAACAAAAUGGCGAGCAAACUGGAGGUAUAUAUUUGGCACCAACCUAAUGUUAUGUAUACAAGUUGCACUGAGUUUCACAGGUUGUGUGUUCCCAACCAACCCACAGCUCCACUCUUGUCAUCUGUGGAUGUGUCAUUGCAGUCAAGACACACCAGACUGCCCUCUUGCGGUAAGAGUCUCUUGCAGUAAUAGCAAACAGUCGCCCCCACCCCCCCCCCCCCCAAACCUCCUUUCUGUCCUAGUUCAGCACUGCAUCCUCUCUCUCGUCUGUCUGAUGCCUGACUUGUGUGGGGAGCAGUUGAGGAUGCACACGGUCCAGCCCUGCUGAGCUCUGCAGAAUGGACGCCUAGUGGCGAACCCUGGAUCCUGCCCAUCGCAAGGCAUUAGAAGCACACCACAGGUCUUCGGUUACCAAUAGUUUACCUCUGGUGGUUGUGAACUUAACUUCCAGGAGCUGUCCCAACCUGAGGUGAUUAAUAUAACCAGCUGUUUACUGGACUGUCUGUGCUGCUCCUUUAGAAACUUAGAGGCCAUCAUGUCCGCUAUGAGCUUUCUCACUGAUGGGUCUAAUCUCCCCCUGCCCCAAGUCCUUGACAAUCCAACUUUGAAGAAUAAUUAGUAGAGAAGUAGUACAAGUAUAAAAAAAAUUGAUCUCCUUUUUUGGAGAAAUGAUAUUGUCUAGCUAAAUUUUUACGCUCGCCGUCUUAGGACGUGUGUUUUGAACCACUAGGUUUGAGCAGGGGAAAAAAAAGACUUUCAUUCAAAGUGUGCAGUCUUACAGCAACAAAAAGUUUACUUCUAUUUAUGUAUUUGGAGGUGGAAAUUCAAUCCUAUUUUAAACUGCUAAAAAUUGCAUGGAAGGGUAGUCGCUUAAUGAUGUGGAGCUUCUGUCAUUUUGAUUGCUAUAUCCUAGUGUGAAUCCACCAAAACAUCCCUUUUCCUCUGUCCUUUCUCCCUGUCUCUUCAGUGGCUCUCCUAGUGCUGUGACUGAAAUCUGAACCAGAUUUUUUUGUUGUGAAUGUUGUGUGAAUGUUUUUACUUCUUUUUUUGUGGCGUUCAUGGUGUUUGUCUCAGAUUUUAUACAGAAGCUGUUAAACCAGUUUGCCGUCCUUGUCCUGUCGGAGAGGGUAUGCAUUCCAUUGCAGAAGUCAUGUUGGUUUCUUGCUAAAAAAUAAAUAAAAAUAAACUCUUGGACCAGUGUUUCUAAA
Molecule: messenger RNA, 3362 nt
Organism: Engraulis encrasicolus (European anchovy)
Lineage: Eukaryota; Metazoa; Chordata; Actinopteri; Clupeiformes; Engraulidae
Gene: calm3b
Product: calmodulin 3b (phosphorylase kinase, delta)
Exons: 6
Coding region: 97-546 (149 amino acids)
Molecular function (GO): enzyme regulator activity; calcium ion binding
Source: RefSeq, a predicted model, not a curated record